Vicia villosa (hairy vetch) is the source of this 3293-nucleotide messenger RNA. RefSeq names its product receptor-like protein 7. Gene Ontology annotation, molecular function: protein binding. The coding region runs from base 64 to 3174 and encodes 1036 amino acids. The transcript has a single exon. The record is from RefSeq and is a predicted model, not a curated record. Lineage: Eukaryota; Viridiplantae; Streptophyta; Magnoliopsida; Fabales; Fabaceae.
UCUCAGUUUCCUUUCUUUCAAAUAAACCAAUAAAGUUUCCCCAAAAGCUGAAUUAAUCAUCCAAUGGGGUGGUUGUUUUUGUGUUUACAUCUUUUUCUCUUCCAUUUUCCAUCCUUCUCUUCUUCUUUCAAUUUCUUAUGUCAUCAUCAUGAGAAUUCCGCCUUGCUUCAAUUCAAGUCCUCAUUCACUAUAGAUACUGUUUAUUAUCCUUGUUAUGAAUCUCCUGUGAAAACAACAUCAUGGAAAAAUGGGAGUGAUUGUUGUUCAUGGCAUGGGGUGACUUGUGACACUGUCUCUGGUCAUGUGAUUGGCCUCAACCUUGGCUGUGAAGGCCUUUCUGGUACAUUACAUCCCAACAGUACCCUUUUCCAUCUUUCUCAUCUCCAAACACUCAACCUUUCUGGCAAUCAUUUCUAUGACACCCAUUUUCAUUCUAAGUUUGGGGCGUUUAUGAGUCUUACACAUCUUGACUUGUCUUAUUGUCACUUUCAAGGUAAAGUUCCUCCUCAAAUCUCACACCUUUCUAAAUUAACAACACUUGAUCUCUCUUACAAUUAUGUGUUAGUUUGGAAAGAGAGCACUUUGAAGAGGCUUGUGCAAAAUGCAACAAAUUUAAAGGAGCUAUUUUUAGAGGAAACAGACAUGUCUUCAAUAAAAAUAAACUCCCUUGAUUUUAUCUUCAAUCAUUCUUCCACUUUGGUUACUCUAAAUCUUGGAAACACAGGAUUAAGAGGAUCCUUCCAAAAAUGUAAUUUGUGCUUGCCAAGUAUUCAACAACUAUACAUGUGUAGUGGUACUGACGACUUUCAAAUCCACCUUCCAGAAUUGAGUUGCAGUGUUUUUCUUAGAAUUUUGGAUUUUUCAGAUAAUGAUUUUCAAGGACCCAUUCCUCCAUCAUUUUCUAACCUCACACAUCUUACUUCUCUAAAUCUCAAAUGGAACUCCCUUAACGGUUCAAUCUCCUCCUUACUUUUGACUCUUCCAUCUCUAAUUUCUCUCCAUCUCUCUGAAAAUCAUUUCAGUGGUGAGCUUCCAAUAUCACUUUCAAACCUUCAACAUCUCAUUAGCUUAGACCUUUCAGCCAAUUCAUUUAAGGGUCAGAUUCCUGAUGUGUUUGGCGGGAUGACUAAACUGCAACAACUCGAUUUAAGUUUAAACAAUUUAGAAGGACGAAUUCCUUCUUCAUUAUUUAACUUGAAUCAACUUCUCACAUUAGAUUGCUCUCGUAAUAAACUGGUGGGUCCCCUAACCGACAAAAUUUCAGGGUUUCAAAAGCUAACUGAUUUGAAUUUACAUAACAACUUGUUAAACGAAACAAUUCCUUCCUCCAUGUUAUCUUUGCCAUGUUUGAAAAGUUUAUCUCUAACAAACAACCGAUUUACCGGGCAUAUAAGUGCAAUUUCAUCUUAUUCCUUAGAAGAACUUAAUCUAUGCGACAACAAACUACAGGGAAAUAUUCCAAAUUCCAUUUUCAACCUUUCAAACCUAACCAUAUUAUGUCUAUCAUCAAACAACUUGAGUGGUGUUGUUGAUUUUCAAAAACUUUCCAAACUUCAAAAUUUGCAGUCUCUGUCUCUUUCACAUAAUACCCAAUUAUCAUUGAAAAUUGAGUCCAAUGUCAAUUACAAUUUUUUCCAACUACAGAUAUUAGAAUUGUCUUCUUUCAGUUUUAAUGAACUUCCCAAAUUCAUAGGAAAACUCGUAAGUUUGUAUCAUCUUGAUAUGUCUAAUAACAAAUUAACUGGAAGAGUGCCCAAUUGGUUACUUGAAACAAUGAAUGACAAUGGAGUUUUAAACCUUUCUCAAAACUUGUUUACAUCAAUAGAUCAUAUCUCAACAAGUAAUUAUCGGUUCAGUUCCCUUGAUCUUAGUUAUAACCUACUACAAGGUGAACUUUCUAUGUCAAUUUGCAACAUGACUUCACUGACAUUUCUCAAUCUUGCACACAAUAAAUUGACUGGUAUCAUUCCGAAAUGGCUUGUUAAUUUACCGUCUCUUGGAGUUUUGGAUAUACAAAUGAACAAACUUCAUGGCACUUUGCCAAAUAACUUUUCAAAGGAAAACGAACUUUUAACUCUGAAUCUCUUUGGCAACCAAUUAGAAGGUCAUUUGCCGAAAACUUUGUCCCAAUGCGGAAAUAUGGAAGUUUUAAAUCUUGGCAGCAACAGAAUAGAAGACAAAUUUCCUGACUGGCUUCAAACUUUGCAAAAUUUGAAAGUGUUGGUUUUGCGAGACAACAAAUUGCAUGGUUCCAUUGCAAAUGUAAGGAUCAAUUAUCCAUUUCAUGGUUUAAUUAUUUUUGAUAUCUCAGGCAACAACUUUAGCGGUCCACUACCAACAAAUUAUUUUAAAAAGUUUGAAGCCAUGAAAAGUGUUAUUGAAGUUCCGGAAGGCAUUUCAUAUAUGGAAAAGGCUAUUAAUUCUGAACUAAUGAAUGCCACAGUUAGAGAUAGACUUGGAUUUAAAGAUGGACCAGUGGUUUUUCAGGAAUACUAUGAUUCUAUGAUUUUGACAAUGAAAGGAAACAAUAUGGAAAUGAAAAAAAUUCUAACAAUCUUUGUAAGUAUUGAUUUGUCAAGAAACAAGUUUGAAGGAGAGAUUCCAAAUGAUAUUGGAGAGCUUCAUUCGCUCAAAGGACUUAAUCUUUCUCAUAACAGACUAGUUGGUCACAUUCCACAAUCCAUGGGAAACUUGACAAACUUGGAAUGGUUGGAUCUCUCCUCAAAUAUGUUAAAUGGUAUGAUUCCUGCCGAAUUCACAAAUCUAAAAAGCCUUGAAGUCUUGAAUCUUUCCAAUAACCAUCUUGUGGGAGAAAUACCUCAAGGAAGUCAGUUCAAUACAUUUUCAAAUGAUUCAUAUGAAGGGAACCUGGGGUUAUGCGGAUUUCCCUUGUCAAAGAACUGUGGACCUGAACAACAUUCGCCACCUUCACCCGACAAGCUUUGGAGUGAGGAGAAAUUUGGAUUUGGAUUUGGAUGGAAGCCAGUGGCAAUUGGAUAUGGAUGUGGAUUUGUGUUUGGAAUGGGCCUUGGAUAUUGCAUGUUCUUAAUUGGAAGGCCAAGAUGGCUUGUGAUGAUAUUUGGUGGCCAACCAAAGAGAAGAGUGAGAAGAAGAAGAGCAAGAGUGAGGAGGACCAAUGGUUCAACCAUGAAUCAGAUGAUACAAAUGUCAUAAUUGUCUUGUUGUGGUUAUUUUUUCUACUGUGUUAGUUUUUCAUAUUAUGUUUAAAAUAAGCUUGAUCAUUCUUGUUUGAUCAUCUAGUUUACUUGCAUAAGUUUUUCAUUAUUGUUAUU